AUGUGGCUACCGAGGGAUUUUUCUCACCACAAAGUAGUGCAGCAACGACUCACAGCUGCCCCCUGUCCAUCCGCUGUCCUUCAACAAGACGGAUACGCCACAGGUCUGACACUACUGGGAAUCCAAGCCACAGGUCUGACACUACUGGGAAUCCAAGCCACAGGUCUGACACUACUGGGAAUCCAAGCCACAGGUCUGACACUACUGGGAAUCCAAGCCACAGGUCUGACACUACUGGGAAUCCAAGCCACAGGUCUGACACUACUGGGAAUCCAAGCCACAGGUCUGACACUACUGGGAAUCCAAGCCACAGGUCUGACACUACUGGGAAUCCAAGCCACAGGUCUGACACUACUGGGAAUCCAAGCCACAGGUCUGACACUACUGGGAAUCCAAGCCACAGGUCUGACACUACUGGGAAUCCAAGCCACAGGUCUGACACUACUGGGAAUCCAAGCCACAGGUCUGACACUACUGGGAAUCCAAGCCACAGGUCUGACACUACUGGGAAUCCAAGCCACAGGUCUGACACUACUGGGAAUCCAAGCCACAGGUCUGACACUACUGGGAAUCCAAGCCACAGGUCUGACACUACUGGGAAUCCAAGCCACAGGUCUGACACUACUGGGAAUCCAAGCCAUAGCAGCAUCUAUAGGAUACAAAGAGCAGCAGGAUUUCCAGUUGGAAGCUGCCCAUAGGCACAGGUCUGAAAUCAGUUUAGUCUCCCCCAAACCUGACCUUAAUCACUUGGGAGGGAGAUGUGAAACUGUCCUUACAUCAGCAUAUUGGGGCAACUUUGUCAUACUCCUGGGCCAAGCUGACACGAAGUCGGUUUAUGUUUCACCUUGAGAUAUCUUGCAGCUGGACGUUUUCUUUCUAUCAAAUACAUUUCAUGUGUGCAUGUAUCUCUACCAGCCUUCACUCUCAAAGCUCUAAGCCCCCUUGAGUACCACUCUAAAACUGAGAUUGCUUGUUGCCACGUAACACUUCAUCCUAUUUAAACAUUCCGUCCCCCACCCCCCUCCAACCGUCUCAUGUCAGCCAACAUUGCCUCUCUUCUAUGCAGACUCUGAGGAGCAUCCGUGUUGUUAUCAUGCUCCCUGGCUGGCUUUAUUCUUAGCUCUGCUCAGAUGUGAUAAAAGCCAAUUGGCCAAUCAGGUGGAGCCUCUCCCCUGCCGAGCCCAGUGAUGUCAUCAGACACCCCCCACCUCCUGUGACGGACAGGGACCACAGAGAUCUCCCAGCCAUGUUGCUACUACUAGCAUCUGUAGGAGGUCACAU
Molecule: messenger RNA, 1281 nt
Organism: Oncorhynchus keta (chum salmon)
Lineage: Eukaryota; Metazoa; Chordata; Actinopteri; Salmoniformes; Salmonidae
Exons: 4
Coding region: 1-849 (282 amino acids)
Source: RefSeq, a predicted model, not a curated record